UCACACCAAUGUGUUGCCAACACAGAUGUCUGAUGCUGAGGGCCUCUGUGAAAGUGACUGGCUUUAAUAGUAAACACUUCACACAAAUGAAUGUAUAUCAUUUUGUGAUGUUAAAUCAGCUGAUAAAAACUAAGGACUGAUUAUUUUUUUGUUUUGUUUGUGCUGAAAACAUGUUUAAUAAAAAAAGGGCGCAGGUUUAAUAAGCUAGAGUUUCAGUCUGGAUGCAACUGAACCCCCCCCCCAAAUUUGUGUAAUUUUAUUUACAAUCAUUCACAAAGUUUUUCUUUACAUUAAGAUGCGCAAAAAUGACAUAAAUUGCAAAAAUGAAUGGCAGAGAGGAAAAGUGCAAAGUUCAUUUUUCUUAUUAUUAUCAUAAUGAAAGGACAAAUUCACCUCAGCACAUGCAUGUUGUAUUUGAAAUUAAUGCCAGUCCUUUCUAUCAUUUAUGUAAUUUAAUGUGAAUUUAAAGAUGAGAUAUUUAUCUUCAUGUCUGGGAUGAAUAUAAAUAUGUUACAGAAGCCAAGACGAUAAAUAUGACUUAUAAAAACUGAAACACACAAUAUGACAAACAAAAAGGUAAAUCUCGUAACAUAAUAAACUGAGGAAAAUAAAAAUAACGGAUAAAAUCUUUUUUAAAGACUAAUAAUGAACAAAAUAAAAUAAUAAUGGUCAUUUGGUACGUUAAAUUAAGCAGCGAGUGUAGUUACACUCCGGGCCCGUGGGGGCGGUAAUGAGCUGGAAACUGAGCCGCCCAAUAAAAAGAAGAAGCUGCGUUGCAGCUGGCCAAUCAGCGUACAGCAGUGCAAAGCAGGAAGCGGUUGAAAGCGAGCAGGACCUGCAUGGAGAGGAUAUUUUAGUACUUAAUCGUAAUUAUUCUGACAGGUAAACAGUUUUAUUUACAGCGUGUCAUAGUAUCAGCUUCCGGUGUGACGUUAGCCUGUGAGCGGUUUAGUCUGCAGUCUGUUAGCGGUUAACGGUGGUUGGCUAGUUAGAUAGAUAGUUAGUUAGGUGGUGGUUAGUUAGUUAUUGGGUUUUCAGGUAAGUGAAAGGUUAUUUUCAGAUCUCAGAUCAGCUGUUAGUGAGACACGUGACCAGCUGAAACCUGCAGAGUGAACACCUGCAGCUGUGAAUGUGAAGCUCAGUCUGAACCUUUGAUCAGACUGGAACCUUUGGACCUGCUGAUACACCUGUGAUACACCUGCGUGUCUGUCCUCGGGGCUGAUGAUGGACCCACCACACACAGACUUCUUCUACUGCUGCGGAGCCGCCACGGAGCUGCUCAGGUUUGGAUCCUGCCCCCUAACCUCUGCACACAAGGUGCUCUUCCUCAUCAUCCCAGGUAACCCAGGUGUGGUGGGCUUCUACAGGACCUUCAUGCAGACGCUCCACAGCAGGUGUGGCUACCAGCACCCGGUGUGGGCCGUAAGCCACGCCGGCCACUGCGCUCCUCCGGCCUCCAUGGACAUGAUCGAAGACGGCGCCUCGGCGGCAGAGGACGACGUGUUCGGUCUGGACGGGCAGGUCGAACACAAGCUGGCUUUCCUCAGGAAUCACGUUCCCAGAGAAACCAGCCUGGUCCUGAUCGGUCACUCCAUCGGCUGCUACAUCAUUCUGGAGAUGAUGAAGAGAAAUCCUGAGCAGAAGGUCCUGAAGGCGCUCCUGCUGUUUCCCACCAUCGAGCGCAUGGCUCAGAGCCCUCAGGGGAAGGUCAUGACCCCCGUGCUGUGUCACAUGCGUUACGUGGUCUACCUGCCCCUCUUCCUGCUCUCGCUGCUGCCCGACAGGCUCAAAGUCGGCCUCAUCAGACUGAUGCUGGGGGGAAUCCGCUCUCUGGACCUCACUGUGGUGCAGCCCACCCUGGGUCUGCUCAGUGGAGACUCUGCAGCCAAUGCCAUGUACCUGGGCGGGCAGGAAAUGAAGAAAGUUCUAAAAAGAGACGACACGACUAUCGGGAAACAUCUCGACAAGCUGAUAUUUUAUUACGGAGCGACUGACCACUGGUGCCCGCUGCAGUAUUAUCACGAGAUCAAGCAGGACUUUCCUCUUGGCGACUUCAGGCUGUGUGAAAACGGCUUCCGUCACGCCUUCGUGCUGGACGCCGGACGCGAAGUCGCCGAAAUGGUGUUUGAAUGGAUCUGUGAAGAUUUAAGGAGCCGAGUUCCCGGUGACCAAAAUGCUUCAUUCAGCGCCUCAGCUGGACGUUUGUAACGAGACCACAGAGCCAAACCAGAGGUUCAUGUUGUCUUUGUGUAAUAAGAUGUGCAGGCGUGGAAGCUGUACAAGUUUGUGCUCAGUGAAAACACUAAACACAGCAUCAGCCUUUAGAGGCCUGUAGCUGUGACCACAUGCAACUCUUAUAUCUUGGCAAAUCAUAUCAGUGUAUGAAUGUGAGCGUGAAUGAAUAGUGGCAUUGUAAAGCGCUAUAUAAAUCCAAUCCAAUCCAUUAUAUAAAAAUGCACAACGAUUGCAUGAGGGCGCUCAUCAUAGAGACCAAACAUUUUUUAAAGUUUUGAAAAUUUACAGUGAAAUUUCAAAGAAGUCCAGAUGAAGCCGCAGAUGUGAGGAACAGUAUUUUUAAUCCAUGUGAAAUAACUGCUGUAAUAUUAACUGUUGUUUAUCAUUUUGGGAAUAAAUGAAAACUUAAUUUAUUAAACA
This is a messenger RNA of Oreochromis aureus, 2655 nucleotides long. RefSeq names its product lipid droplet associated hydrolase (gene ldah). Gene Ontology annotation, molecular function: lipase activity. Gene Ontology annotation, biological process: lipid storage. NCBI's taxonomy places the organism in Eukaryota, Metazoa, Chordata, Actinopteri, Cichliformes, Cichlidae. Gene Ontology annotation, cellular component: lipid droplet. The record is from RefSeq and is a predicted model, not a curated record. The coding region runs from base 1222 to 2208 and encodes 328 amino acids. The transcript has 6 exons.